Procambarus clarkii (red swamp crayfish) is the source of this 600-nucleotide messenger RNA. Lineage: Eukaryota; Metazoa; Arthropoda; Malacostraca; Decapoda; Cambaridae. The record is from RefSeq and is a predicted model, not a curated record.
AUGUUAUCACCCGAAGACCCACCAGAGUCAAAAUCUCCCACAUCAGCCCAGGCAAUAGAAGAACGUCGGGAAUGCUUGGGCUCCGGCCGCACAUCAUCAGAGUCGGAAGCUGACCCAGAAACACGGGCAUUACAAGCCAGAACCACCAAUGCUCGACGCAGAACAGCAGCAGCUUCAACCACAGGGGGAACCUGGUCGCAAACAGCAGGAGGCUCUGCAGCUACCCCAGCACCCAGCACAGCCGGGACACAAGGCGAGGGCGCAGGGUCAGGCGCAGCAGCAGGAGAAGAGGAAGAGAAAGACGUCGACGACACGCAGAGACCACCCGGAAGAUCCAUGGGAGCAGCUGGAACAGCAACCGGAGCAAGAAGACAACAACCGGAGGGUAGAGAGACAGGCUUAGUACGUAGUGUGGAUGGCAGGAUGAUCCUGCCAUCCACCACACGAUCCCAGGUCCUGCCAUCCACCACACCCCAGGUCCUGCCAUCCACCACACGAUCCCAGGUCCUGCCAUCCACCACACGAUCCCAGGUCCUGCCAUCCACCACACCCCAGGUCCUGCCAUCCACCACACGACCCCAGGUCCUGCCAUCCCGAUAG